CGGAGCCAAGCUCGAGCUCAGUGCGCUCAGAGCACAGCAGGGCUGACGCCCAGAGCUUACUCUGAGAUGGCAGUGAAGUAAAGGGAACCUCUAAGAGACACUGUGACUCUAGGCUGAGCAGGAGAGCCUGCUGCUCCUCCAGGCGGGGACAUGGGGGACCCGUCCUACAGCGAGAAGCCGCGACUGCACUACGCGGGUGACUUCACCUGGAACAGCAUGUCUGGCCGCAGUGUGCGCCUGAGGUCAGUCCCCAUCCAGAGCCUCUUGGAGCUGGAGCGGGCACGGCUGCAGGAAGUGGCUUAUUCUCAGCUGCAACAGGACAGUGACCUGGGCUGUCAGAUCACCAUCCCCAAAGAUGGACAAAAGAGAAAGAAAUCAUUGAGAAAGAAACUGGAUUCCCUAGGGAAGGAGAAGAACAAAGACAAAGAAUUUAUUCCACAGGCGUUUGGGAUGCCCUUAUCCCAAGUCAUUGCUAAUGACCGCGCAUAUAAGCUAAAACAAGACAUGCAGAGGGAGGAGCAAAAGGAUACAUCUGAGUUUGGGUCUUUCCUCCUCCCAUAUGGGAAUAAAAGACAAAACAAAGAACUCUCAAGCAGUAACUCAUCUCUCAGCUCAACCUCAGAAACACCAAAUGAGUCCGUAUCACCUAAUACUCCGGAACCGGCUCCUCGGGUUAGGCGAAGGGGUGCCAUGUCAGUGGAUUCCAUCACGGAUCUGGAUGACAACCACUCUCGACUCCUAGAAGCUUUGCAACUCUCCCUGCCUGCUGACGCUCAUAAUAAAAAAGAAAAGGCCAGAGAUAAGAGGCUGAGUCUGAAUCUUAUUUACAGGCAGGUCCCCAGGCUGGUGGACAGCUGCUGCCAGCAUCUGGAAAAAUAUGGCCUCCAGACAGUGGGGAUAUUUCGAGUUGGAAGUUCAAAAAAGAGAGUGAGACAACUGCGUGAGGAAUUUGACCGUGGGAUUGAUGUCUGUCUGGAAGAGGAGCACAGUGUUCAUGAUGUGGCAGCCUUAUUGAAGGAGUUCCUUAGGGACAUGCCUGACCCCCUUCUCACCAGGGAGCUCUACACAGCAUUCAUCAACCCUCUCUUGUUGGAGCCAAAGGAACAACUGGGCACCUUGCAACUCCUCGUUUACCUUCUACCUCCCUGCAACUGCGACACCCUCCACUGCCUCCUACAGUUCCUCUCCAUUGUGGCCAGCCACGCCGAUGACAGUGUCAACAACGAGAUCACUGGGAACAAAAUGACAUCUCUGAACUUGGCCACCAUAUUUGGGCCCAACCUGCUCCACAAACAGAAGUCAUCAGACAAAGAAUAUUCCGUGCAGAGCUCAGCCAGAGCUGAAGAGAGCACAGCCAUCAUCGCAGUGGUACAGAAGAUGAUUGAAAACUAUGAAACCCUGUUCAUGGUUUCCCCGGAUCUCCAGAACGAAGUGCUGAUCAGCCUUCUGGAGACAGAUCCAGAUGUCGUGGACUAUCUGCUCAGAAGAAAGGCUUCCCAAUCCUCGAGCCCUGACAUGCUGCAGUCGGAGGACGUUUCCUUUUCCAUGGGAGGGAGGCAUUCAUCUACAGAUUCCAACAAGGCCUCCAGCGGAGACAUCUCCCCUUAUGACAACAACUCCCCAGUGCUGUCUGAGCGCUCCCUGCUGGCUAUGCAAGAGGACAGGGCCCGGGGGGGCUCGGAGAAACUUUAUAAAGUGCCAGAGCAGUAUACAUUGGUGGGCCACUUGCCAUCGCCAAAGUCGAAGUCAAGAGAAAGUUCUCCAGGACCAAGGCUUGGAAAAGAUAUGUCUGAGGAGCCUUUCAAUAUCUGGGGAACUUGGCAUUCAACACUAAAAAGUGGCUCCAAGGACCCCGGAAUGACAGGUUCCUAUGGAGACAUUUUUGAAAGUAGCUCCCUGCGACCGAGGCCCUGUUCCCUUUCUCAAGGGAACCUAUCCCUGAAUUGGCCUCGAUGUCAAGGGAGCCCCACAGGGCUGGACAAUAGCACUCAGGUCAUUCGGAGGACUCAGACGGCGACCACUGUGGCACAGUGCAGUGUCCACCUUCCUGUGUCGCGUGUCUGCAGCACUCCCCACAUCCUGGGUGGUGGCAGGGGGUCCAGGCGGCCUGCAGCCAGGUCUGAGCCAUUCUUGUCCCUAAACAGCACAGAAGACAUGGCCGAGGGCGAGGUGGAAGUGUACCAGAGACCUCAGCCUGUGUACCAGAGACCUCAGGAGAGUGGCAGAGAUGACAGGCGCCCCCCUCCUCCUUACCCAGGAUCAGGGAAGCCUGCCGUGACCUCGGCCCACCAGCCCUCUGAGCCUCCCCUGUGGAGGCUCCAGAGGCAUGAAGAUUCGGGAACAGCCGCAGAAGGAGGCCAACAGGCCUCAGGAAAGCAUCCGGCCAGACCAAAAAAACUGAGCAGCGCCUAUUCCCUCUCAGCCAGUGAGCAGGAGGACAAACAGAACUUGGAGGAGGCCAGCUGGCUCGACUGGCAGCGAGAGCGGUGGCAGAUUUGGGAGCUCCUGUCAACUGACAAUCCCGACGCCCUCCCAGAAACCCUGGUAUGAGCCCACCCGCCAGCAGCUGAAGCCCACCCUCCAAAAACCAUCCUUUUCCGGACCAGACCCGGGAAACUUGCCGAUGGACAAUUGGACAAUUACUCAUUUUUCUUUUUCUUUUUA
Messenger RNA from Microtus oregoni (creeping vole), 2664 nucleotides. RefSeq names its product rho GTPase-activating protein 6-like. The transcript is spliced from 13 exons. Gene Ontology annotation, molecular function: phospholipase activator activity; phospholipase binding. NCBI's taxonomy places the organism in Eukaryota, Metazoa, Chordata, Mammalia, Rodentia, Cricetidae. Gene Ontology annotation, biological process: signal transduction. Bases 151 to 2550 code for a protein of 799 amino acids. The record is from RefSeq and is a predicted model, not a curated record.